AUGACAUGGGCAAUGACGGAACUCGCUAGAAACCCUAGAGUGAUGAAGAAAGUUCAAUCUGAAAUCAGAAACCAUAUGGGGAACAGAUCAGUGAUCAGCUUGGAAGACACAGAGCAGUUCCAUUACCUGAAAAUGGUUGUCAAAGAGACAUGGAGGCUACAUCCUACAACACCGAUUCUGCUCCCAAGAGAAGUGAUGUCUGAAUUCGAGAUCAACGGCUACACGGUCCAACCCAAGACACGGCUUCACGUGAAUGUCUGGGCUAUCGGGCGUGAUCCGGAUACCUGGAAAGACCCGGAAGUGUUUCUCCCUGAGAGGUUUAUGGAUAUUGAAAUUGAACCGAAAGGACAGAACUUUGAGCUGUUACCGUUUGGGGGUGGCCGGAGAAUCUGUCCUGCGAUAUACAUGGGGACAUCAAUGGUGGAGUUUGGUCUGGCGAAUCUGUUGUUUCAGUUUGACUGGGAGUUACCAGAAGGCAUGUCGGUCGAGGAUAUCGACAUAGAAGAAGCUCCCGGGCUCACCGUCAACAAGAAAAACGUGCUUAUACUUGUGCCUGUGAAAUUUUAG
This is a messenger RNA of Thlaspi arvense, 567 nucleotides long. NCBI's taxonomy places the organism in Eukaryota, Viridiplantae, Streptophyta, Magnoliopsida, Brassicales, Brassicaceae. The record is from the annotation of a GenBank genome assembly.